Molecule: messenger RNA, 3033 nt
Organism: Tigriopus californicus
Lineage: Eukaryota; Metazoa; Arthropoda; Copepoda; Harpacticoida; Harpacticidae
Gene: muskelin
Product: muskelin-like
Exons: 11
Coding region: 320-2926 (868 amino acids)
Cellular component (GO): cytoplasm
Molecular function (GO): protein binding
Source: RefSeq, a predicted model, not a curated record
GACGACGCACUUACCUUACUCCACUAGAACGGACGUCCUCGGACAUUCACGGACAUUCACGGACCUACACGGACGUACAGAAAAGGAAUCGGAACAGAAUCGCCAACUUGAUCCUUGAUCCUGCCCUCAUUCCUCAACUCAGUAAUGAGCGGGUAUGGUGAAUGAAAUCUGUCGACCCAUUUCCAUCGUCCUCACUUGGAUCGAAUCAGGGGGUCAGUCCCUGGGGUGGGCGUGUUGAGAAACCCAGAGAAAUACUUACUUGUGGUGGGUCAUUCGUUGCCGACGUCUUGUUCAAAUCUGUGCCCGUGCCGCCUGCCGCAUGAUGGCUGAUCAACACGGGACCCAUCCUGCUCAGGCGUUGGUCCCGGCCCCGGGUACAACCUCCGCCUCGUCUUUGGGCUCAGCCUGGUCGGCUUCGUCGUUGUCGCCCGCCCUGGGCAGUUCGUUGCGCGAACUGUCCUCAGCCUUCGGCUUGACCUACACGAUUCACUCGUGCUCAUCGUUCUCCUCCACAUAUGUGCCCGAGCAUAUUUUGAUCGACGAUCCCAAGGACCAGGCCAGUCGUUGGUCUUCAGACUCGAAUUGUCCACCGCAGUUCAUCAUGUUGCGUCUGAGUCGACCUUCGGUGGUAAGCGCCAUUACCUUUGGCAAGUUUGACAAGACACACGUGUGUAACCUCAAGCGGUUCAAGAUUUGGGUGGGGCACGAGCCCGAUCGGCUCAUUGAGGUGCUCGACAGCGGGCUGAUAAACGAUACCACCAAAGAGACUUUUCGCUUGAGGCACGUCAUUCACGGUCAUUUCUUUCCGGCACAAUAUGUCAAGAUUGUCCCCCUCCAAUCCUGGGGACCGAGUUUCAACUUUUCCAUCUGGUUUGUGGCGCUAAGGGGGAGUGACGCAGAAGACAUUGUCCAGCCCGCCCUCCGCUGGCAUCAAGAGUUUAGGGAACGAGAAGCUGUCCGGUUGUGCAUGAAACAUUUUCGCGAGAGGAAUUUCACCGAAGUGUUCGAGUCUCUGGAGAAAAAGACGAAAAUCCAAUUGGAGCACCCACUUCUUUCGGCCAUUCACAAAUGCUUGGUGAUCAAAGGUGACUUCGAGGAGACCGAGACCAUGAUCGGUCAAGCUGUGCACGAUGGGCUUUUUGACCAAUGGAUCGAUUUGCAAUUGCCCACGCCAAAAUGGAAGGCAUUGAUCUUACCAGAUGAUGUCCCUAAAGAUAACGUGGUAAACGGAUCCAGCCAAACCCCCGAAAAUACUCCGGGUCAAGUAUCGCCCAACGAUGAUAGUCCAGAAGAUCAGGAACGUCGAUUUCCCGUCGUGGCUCAGCCCAAUCCAAAUGAGGAGGCCCCAGCGAUUCCCAACCAAGAGGCGGAUCGCUCUGCCUCUUCUGAUCAGGCAUCCACGAGGCCUUUGCACAAUCAAUCCAAUCAAACAACUUCGCCGGAAUUUCGAAACCUAAACUCCUUGGGUCCUAACCGGCCUAGUUGUCGAGGAGGACAUCAAAUGGUGAUAGACGUUUCCACUCAGACCAUUUACAUGUUUGGCGGAUGGGAUGGGAACCGAGAUUUGAACGAUUUUUGGACGUACAAUAUCGCCACCAAUAAAUGGACUCUUUUGUCCAUCAACACUGCAAUGGAAGGGGGUCCUGAUCCACGCUCCUGCCACAAGAUGGUCUUGGAUACCACCUAUAAGCUCUUAUUUCUGCUCGGCCGCUAUUUGGACCGCGGCUUGCGAGAUGCCACGUCCAACGUGAAGAGUGAUUUUUUCAUGUACGACAUUGCCACUUCUCGAUGGACUCUCAUCACGGACGAUACUUCAGCCCACGGGGGCCCUAGUCUGAUAUUUGAUCAUCAAAUGUGCUUCGACCAGAAGCUCAGGACAAUCUACGUGUUUGGAGGAUCCAUAGUACAACUGACCGAAGGUGCUCCCUUACCGAGUGAUAAACGCUGCUCCGGUCUGUAUGAGUACCAUGUUCCCACAAACACGUGGCACAAGCGGAGAGACGACUCGCAAAAUCCCAAUGCAAUGGACAACCAAUUAAGAGCACGAUCUAGUCACUCCAUGCUCUUUCACGAGGGCCUUCGAAAGCUUUUCGUCUUCGGUGGCCAUCGACGCCGCUAUGAUCAUCUCAAUGAUUUCUUCUCCUACUCUGUUGACACUGAUCAAGUGGAGAUCAUCUCGUCCAUGGGCAGCCUCGUCCAUUCGACUUUCCCGUCCGUUGGUCACACUCAAAGAGCAACCAUCGACUGCCAAAGAAACGAGAUUCACGUGAUGACGGGCUUGAAUAAGGACAAGGAUCCAACGGAGCGGCAAGGGGAUGGGAAAGUGAGCAAUUCAUUCUGGGUCUACAGCAUACCGUUCAAUUCGUGGACAUGCUUCUACAAGAACGAAAGCGUGUGUUCGGAAUAUUGGAGUCGAAUGCAGAACGCUCAGCCUCGCCCACGCUACGCCCAUCAGCUCGUUUACGACGAUGUGAACAAGAUUCACUACAUGUUUGGCGGCAAUCCGGGGGGUAAACAAGGAAAAGAACACAAAUUGCGCCUUGGCGAUUUCUGGAGUUUAUCGCUGCUUCGCCCGACCCGAGAUCAGAUCCAACGUGUUUGUCAAUUAGCCAUACGUCGAGUCCAUUUCGAUGAGCUAGUGCACGUGAACAAGAUGGCUGCUCUGAAAUAUCUCCAAGGACCCGUUUCCGACGUCGUCGACCAUUCCGAUCCUCAGGAAGAGGCAGAGAUGAGACUAUUGGCGUCUCAAUUGUUCCUGGCCAACCACCCGUCAGAGAGGCCCACCACCGAUUCAUCAUCCCACACCCGAUCUCACAAAGGUCGUUGCGAGUUGUUCGAAAAGCUGUCAAAGUACUUCCCUGAAGACAUGACGCAUCCUCGGAUUAAUCUGUUAGAUUUGAUCCCAUAUCCCAUGGAAUAUGAGUGAUGGAAAAGAGAGUAGCUUGGAAUCGACAACCAAUCAAAAUUCGACGGUCCUCCUCAUUUAUGUCAUUCAAUCAAUUUUCAAAUGGGAUGAAAACCAAAACGCGCUUA